Molecule: messenger RNA, 2333 nt
Organism: Rhineura floridana
Lineage: Eukaryota; Metazoa; Chordata; Lepidosauria; Squamata; Rhineuridae
Gene: OTULINL
Product: OTU deubiquitinase with linear linkage specificity like
Exons: 8
Coding region: 308-1234 (308 amino acids)
Biological process (GO): protein linear deubiquitination
Cellular component (GO): cytoplasm
Molecular function (GO): cysteine-type deubiquitinase activity
Source: RefSeq, a predicted model, not a curated record
UAGUCUAUAAAGAUCAGCCAUUUCUGAAAACAAGUCUUUUUGCUACAACUAGUUACUCAGUUAUAGGGAAAAGAAUUCUACUUUGACAAACCCUGUGCCCAGCUUCCAGACUCGGGGGAGCUCAAGAGAUGUAUCGAUCAGCUGGACAAGCAGGAAAAUAACAUGACAAAGAGUUUAUGAGCUUGAAAGAGUGAGGAUUGUUGAUUCAGCAGAAAACGGGAUAGAAUGAUGUACCAUUGUGGAGCAGAGCUGUCAGUCACCUCUUCUAUUACAUGUUACAAGCUAUAAAGAGAUUGUUGGAUUAACCAUGACUCUUCUUGCUACUGCUCUCUGGUGUUGCAAGCAACUGUAUACAUAUAUAGCUCAUCUGUUAAAAUGGUGGAACAGAUACCUGCAGAGAAAAUUCACAAAUAACCAUAGUGUUUUGGCUGAAGUUGAUCUGCUUGGCUACUGUGCAAAAGAAUGGAAAGAAGAAACAGAGCAGGCCAAACAAAUGAGAAAGGCUUAUGAAGAGUUGUUUUGGAGAUGCCAUGUGAAAUAUAUACGACAAGUCAGGAGAGAUAACUACUGUGUGCUGAGAGCUGUGUUGUUCCAGAUUUUCAACCAAGGUAUUCCUCCUCCAUCAUGGACAAAGGCAACAGAUGUCCUAAAGCUCCCCGAGAAGCUACUUUAUUCACAAGGGUGUAACUGGAUCCAGCAAUAUAGUUUCGGAUCAGAACAGUACACAGGAUCCAAUACAUUAGGGAAAUUACGCAGAUGUAUUGAAACAUUAAAAAGUCAGUGGAUGGAAGUCAGUAGUAUUAAAGACCACUAUGAAAGAGGGAAUCUGUGCAAUGCCCUUUUUGCUGAUGAAAGUUUGGAGCACAAACUGUAUGAGGCCAUAAAAUUCAUCAUGCUUUACCAAGUAAUAGAAGCCUAUGAAUGCUUGAACAACAAGCAGGAGUGCCUCCCGAGAUUUUUUAACCACCUUUUUGUGCGUGAUACCUCCUUGGACCCACUGAGCUACAUGAUGAAUCAUCUGAAUUCCAUAGGGGACAGAAGAACUCUUGAUCAGGUUGAAAUAUUUCUCCUUGGGUAUUCUCUUGAAGUAAAGAUAACAGUUUACAGGUUGUGCAAGUUUAAUUCAGAAGUUUUCCAAGAAAGCUAUUCGGAUGUGUAUCAGAGGGACUGGCAGGAAGUUUUCCUUCUGACUGAAGAUGACCGUCACUAUCACAUCCCUAUUAUCAGGAUAUAAAACUGAUUUCUGGGGAUGCUUUCAAAACUGUCUGAUAUCAGAUUCCCCUGCUGAAGAACCAUACAAUAUCCAAACAAUGUUUUAAGAGUCACCAGAGUGCUGGGCUUAAAACACAACUUCAGAUCCCCACUCAGAUAUAAAGCUCACUAGAUGGCUAUGAUCCAGGCUAUUUCUCAGCUUAAGUUACCUCACAAGGUGUAGUGAGGGUAAAAUGAUUUAAUCCUAUAUAGCCCACUCUCAAGAUGUCACAAGCAGUGUGCUUAAAGUACAAGCUGGAUAUGAGGCCCAAUUCACAAAAUAAUGUUUUUAUGUGCUUUUCAAGAUCAGUUCACAUUGGGUAUAUUAUAUAGACUUGUAAACUAAUAGCCAUUCCUUUUCCCAGGAAACUAGCUCUGAGAGAAGUGGACUCUGAAAGAUAAUUCUCAGCAGCAUCUCCAAGUGAUAAUUUGCAGGUAAACCUGCAAUGUGAAAUUCAUAUAUAACUGAUCUUAAGUUGGCAAUGUGAACAGGCCCUGUGAUACUAUGGUCUAUGGAUGCCUUAGUUUUGUUUAUACCAAUCACUGUUGAUCGAUACCAGUGCUUUUUUUGGUAGGUACUUGUAUUCAUAUAUAGAAAAAAGUGCUAUGUGUGCCAGCACACAGUGGUUGCCAUGGGCAGCAAAAACAGGACCAAUGAGUACUGUCACAAAAAAGUACUGAUAUAGUCUCCAGUGUAGUCUACCCUGCAAGCCCCUGUUUAUUUAACAGAGAAAUAAGGACUGAGGCCCUGCACAUGUGGCUGUAGCAGACACUGGCUAUCAGGUAUAUCAGGUCCUUCAGAAACCUCAAAGUAUUCUUUAAAACCAUGUCUUUGAUGUGCAACUAGAAGGCCUUUUCAUGUAUUACAUUGUAGAAAACUAGAGUUUGUCAUUGAACGUAUAGUGAGUCCUAUCUCCCCAGCAACUGUACCUGUUUCAUACUUGUAUUUGCCAUAUUAACAAUGUACAUUCUGUGUAAAAUGAUCCAGAGACUACAAUUACAUUGGCCCACACCAUGCUGGAAAAAAUAUGGCAGACAGAUGUUGGGUUGCCACCUCAAAAUAAAGAAGCUGGGAAGAGUCA